Fragaria vesca subsp. vesca is the source of this 16601-nucleotide messenger RNA. RefSeq names its product midasin-like. The record is from RefSeq and is a predicted model, not a curated record. Gene Ontology annotation, cellular component: nucleus; preribosome, large subunit precursor. NCBI's taxonomy places the organism in Eukaryota, Viridiplantae, Streptophyta, Magnoliopsida, Rosales, Rosaceae. The transcript is spliced from 73 exons. Gene Ontology annotation, molecular function: ATP binding; ATP hydrolysis activity. Gene Ontology annotation, biological process: rRNA processing; ribosomal large subunit assembly.
AUGGAUGGGAGUUUCAGUCUGGAUUCUGCACUGGAGAGGUUCCUCUCUCGUUGCCCAAAGCUGCGAUCGUUUCCGAAUUUCGAUUGGCUCUCGAAAAAGGGAGACAAGGUUACCGAAGAUGAAGUGGUGAAAGCGCUAGUGGAGGUGUUUGUGAAUCCUUGUUAUACUAUUCCCCUGGUAGGAUGUUUUCGGCCUAUAGUUGAGGAGGUUGUGGUUAAGACUGUGGAGUUGCUUCGGCUGGUGCCCAAUUUGGGGACUAAUACUGACACAAGAGUUGAGAGUUUUGGGGAAGAUGGUGAUUUAAGUGAGGUGUAUAGUGUUGUUGAGUUUUACAAUAGAGCUGGGAGGGGAUUGGAUCUUCAUGAGCAUGCUUGUUUGGCCUUCUGUCGUGCCCUUGAUUUGGCUCCUUUUUUGAUGGGGUCUGUAGAAAGUUAUUUCAAAUUUUCUCCACCACCAUUUGAGCGCAUUUUGAAGAGACCAAAAAAUUCUGAUCUCUCUUUUGAGGUUGGAACUGGUGUAUUGUAUGCUGUACGGAUUUCUUACCGCCUCCUAUUAACGGAAUAUAAUAAAUUCUCUAAAUUUUGGGACUUGUCUUGUUUCUUGGAGCUUGUUAGCCGCUGUGCAAAUCUUGAUCUGCGCUGUAGUACUUCAGAUAUAUUGGAAGUUAUCACAGACAUAAGAUGGUGCGGACUGCAGAUAGUGUCACUUAUUCUUAAGCUCAGUGAUAAAGGAAUUUCAAAUUUGGGUAUCGGAGAUGAGGAUGCAUUUUCAUGUUUAUUGAGAUGGAAAGAAUUUUGUCGGGAUGUCUCUUUGGAAAAUGCUGGCUUGUUUGUUGAUUCGUUCAAUCGAGAGGAAGUCGAGUCACAGAGUGCAAGCAGUGCAUAUCGUCAGAGAAGCUGUUUGCUGCCUUCUAGUCUUAAUACUAUGCCUAUUCCUUCAUCACAGUGUUAUGCAAUUGAGCCACAAAUUAAGAGACAAAGGUGAGCUCUGUGGAAUGACAUAUCAGGUGCAAAUCCAUUUGUCUUGACAUCAGCUGUGAAGAAAAGUUAUGAGAUGAUGCUCUUAGCUGUAAAUCAAAGGUGGCCUGUUCUUCUUUAUGGUCCCACCGGCAGUGGGAAAUCUGCUCUCAUCAGCAAGUUGUCUGAGGACAGUGGCAAUCAAGUUUUAUCAAUUCACAUGGAUGAUCAAAUUGAUGGUAGAACACUCAUUGGCAGUUAUGUCUGCACUGAAAAACCUGGCGAGUUUAGAUGGCAGCCGGGGUCACUUACCCAGGCUGUUUCUUUGGGGUAUUGGGUUGUCUUUGAGGAUAUAGACAAAGCACCAUCUGAUGUGCAUUCCAUCAUAUCACCCUUGCUGGAUGGUGCACGCUUCUUUGCAACAGGGCACGGACAGGAGAUUAGGGUGGCCCAAAGUUUCCGACUAUUUUCCACAAUUUCAACUUCAAAUCUUGAUGUAUCAUGUAUUGCAGAAGGUGGGAGUUCACUUUCUGCCGUUUGGAGGAGAGUAAUGGUUGCACCUUCAACUAUUGAGGACUUGCAAAUGAUAGUGAAAGUGUGUUAUCCAAGUUUAGAGUCUCUCUCUGUCAAGCUCACAGAAACACUUGGAAGUGUCAACUCUGUCAUAUUACACCAAAUUGGUGGAUAUCAACCUGGAAACUCUGCUUGUGGUAGUUACCUAAGUAGAUUCUCUUCAAGGGAUCUCCUCAAAUGGUGCAAACGCAUAGAAGGGCUGAAAUUAAGCUUUUAUGGGGAUAAUUUGGAUUGUGACGCGAGAGUACGCAUCUAUGAGGAGGCUGUUGCCAUAUUUGCUGCUUUCUCAACAUCUGUGAGAAGUCGGUUAACUAUAAUGAAAGAGAUCGCCAGAUUAUGGGAAGUGCCAUCAGAUUAUUCAGAAACUUUGUAUCCAUCUCACAAAUACAAACUCCAGGAAUUACUAACAGAAUUAAGAGUUUCCCUCCUUCACUCUCAGAGCAAUUUUUGUGGCAAAAGGAAGUCUUUUAUUGAUUUGGAUAGGUCCAUAUGUUUGCUCGAGAGACUAGCUUCAUCGGUAAAGUGGAAUGAGCCUGUUCUCCUGGUUGGUGAAACUGGGACCGGGAAGACUACACUUGUUCAGGACCUGGCUGGAAGACUUGAUCGGAAGUUAACUGUUCUGAACUUGAGUCAGCAAAGUGAUGUUGCCGACUUAUUAGGAGGAUAUAAACCCAUGGAUGAAAGUUUCGUGUAUCCUCUCUUGUAUAAGGAGUUUGAGCAUCUAUUCAAGAAAUCAUUUUCGGUGCAGAAUAACAAUAUUUUUCUUAUGGAUUUGCAAGAGGCUCUUUACAGAAAAAAUUGGGAAAAGGUUAGAAAAAUCUUUACAAAGGCAGUUGACCAUUUCCAGAAGUCUGUGAAGGAAAGAAUGGAGUUGGUAAAAAAGGAAAGAAUUGAGUCAGUUGAAGAGACAAAAAAUGUGUCCCUUAAAAAGCGAAAACGGAUGAAACCUCGGACUGAUGAAGAAAUUAAAGCAUGGGAAAACUUUAAAUAUAACCUAGAGAAUGUCCGUGGAAUGAUAUUUUCAUUUGUAGAAGGAGCGUUUAUAACUGCAAUGAAAAAUGGUGAGUGGGUUUUGCUUGAUGAGGUGAAUUUGGCUCCUCCGGAGACCUUGCAGAGGAUAAUGGGUGUUCUUGAAGGAGAGCAUGGGUCACUUUGUUUAGCAGAAAGAGGGGAUAUUAGUUAUAUCGAACGACACCCUAACUUCCGUGUAUUUGCCUGUAUGAAUCCUGCUACUGAUGCUGGCAAGCGGGACUUGCCUUUAUCUCUAAGGAGCAGAUUUACAGAGUACUUUGUUGAUGAGGUUUUAGAUGAUAAAGAUCUGGAACGGUUUGUUGAGGAGACUUUUGGAGGCUUAAAGCCAAAAGAAGGUUUAGUAAAGAAGAUUGUGUGUUUUUACAAAACGGCAAAGAAAUUAUCUGAAGAAAAGCUACAGGAUGGUGCUAAUCAGAAACCACAAUAUAGUUUAAGGUCUCUCUACCGUGCUUUAAAAUAUGCAGAGGAGGCCGAAAGGUAUUUUGGAUUUGAAAAAGCGAUAUAUGAUGGGUUCUGUAUGUUCUUUCUCACUUUGUUGGAUAGAAGUAGUGCUGUAGCCAUGGAAAAAGUGAUCUUAGAACAUUUAUUGGAGAAGAAGUCUCCAAAAAGAGUUCCGUAUAAUCGUUACUUGUCCAGAUGCUACACCAUUGGAGAGAACUCUGAUGAGUUUAGAAAGAAGUACAUCAUAACUGAAAGUGUUGAGGAGCAUCUCAGGAGCUUGUCUCGUGCUAUUUGGACAAAAAAACAGAAGUAUCCCGUUCUCUUGCAGGGGCCUACAUCCAGCGGCAAAACUAGCCUUGUCCGGUAUCUUGCUGCAGUAACAAAUCAUAAUUUUGUACGGAUAAAUAAUCACGAACACACAGAUUUGCAGGAAUAUCUUGGUUCCUAUGUAGUUGAUAUUUCUGGGAAUCUUGUAUUCCAGGAAGGUGUGCUGGUAAAAGCUGUACGAAAUGGCGAUUGGAUUGUUCUAGAUGAGCUUAACCUGGCCCCAUCUGAUGUGCUGGAAGCAUUAAAUCGAUUGUUGGAUGACAAUAGGGAGCUUUUUGUGCCUGAGCUGCAGGAAAGCAUUCAUGCACAUCCCAGUUUUAUGCUUUUUGCUACGCAGAAUCCACCCGGUCUUUAUGGUGGGCGUAAAAUGCUUUCUCGGGCUUUCCGCAAUCGUUUUGUAGAGGUCCAUGUAGAUGAAAUUCCUGAUUCUGAGUUGAGCACAAUCUUAGAGAGGCGGCGGCCUGGAUUAUCUCCAAAGAUGGCCAAGAACAUGGUUGCUGUAAUGAAGAAAUUGCAAGAGAAGAGGCAGACAAGCAACGUCUUUGCCGGGAAACAUGGGUUUAUUACUCCACGUGAUUUGUUCCGCUGGGCUGAUCGUUUCAUAGAACUUGGGGCGAAGCCAGAGGAUCUGGUCCGAGACGGUUAUUAUCUUUUGGCAGAGAGGUUGCGGGAUGAAGGUGAGAAAUGUGUGGUUAAAAAUGUUCUGCAGGCAACCUUCCGUGUUGACCUUGGUGACUUGUAUGAUCAGGAGCAUGUUCCCAACUUGCCUAAUUGUCCUGACCUACCUGAGAAUCUCAAUGUUAGUUGGACGAACAGUAUGCGGAGAUUGCACUUUCUUGUGGACCGUUGCUAUAGAGUGAAGGAGCCCGUACUUCUUGUUGGUGAAACAGGGGCUGGAAAGACAACUGUCUGUCAGUUACUGAGUGUUAUUUUGCGUUCAAAAUUGCACAUUUUAAAUUGUCAUCAGUACUCGGAGACUUCUGAUUUCCUUGGGGGGUUUUAUCCUAUCCGAGAUAGAUCAAGACUGAUGUCAGAUUUUAAGAAAGGAAUUGAAGAACUAAUGACUGCAGAAGUGUCUAAACGCCUUCAUCUGGACCGUAGUCUUUCUUCAGACAUAGGUGAAGCCUCUUCAGUGUUGUCAUAUCUAGACAAGAUAUUCAGAGAUCACAAAGGCCGUUCUGAUGUCUCAAGUGAAGACAGAACGACUUUGCAAGAGAUGAUGGUGAGGCUCUCGAAGAUGCACCAUGAGUGGAAAAAACCUUUUAUGUGGCAGGAUGGGCCACUUGUUCAGGCAAUGAAGAAGGGUGAUCUCUUUCUCGUGGAUGAGAUUUCCCUUGCUGAUGAUAGUGUACUUGAAAGGUUGAACAGUGUCUUGGAGCCAGAAAGAACUCUGUCUUUGGCUGAGAGAGGAGGUCCUGAGCUGGAGGAAAUUGUUGCUCAUGAGAGGUUCUUUUUGCUUGCUACAAUGAAUCCUGGGGGUGACUUUGGCAAGAAGGAACUGUCUCCAGCUCUACGCAACCGGUUUACAGAGAUUUGGGUGCCUCCUGUAGAUGAUAUAGCUGAGCUCAGAAGUAUCGCAUUGAAGAGAUUGUCCUCCCCGAAGCUCACCUGCAUCCUGGAUCCUAUGUUGAAUUUCUGGAAGUGGUUCAAUGACUUGAAACUAGGGAGAAUGCUUACUGUGAGAGAUCUGCUGUCUUGGGUUGACUUUAUUAAUGUAACCGAAAUCACAUUAGGAUCUCAGUAUGCAUUCCUUCAUGGUGCAUUCCUUGUUUUGCUUGAUGGACUAAGUUUAGGGAGUGGGAUGUCUAAAAGCAACGCGGAGGAGCUAAGAGAGCGAUGCCUAUCAAAUCUUUUAAUGCAGAUGAAGGUGUGUGGCACUGAUAAACAGGUCUACCCAUUGCAAAAUUUUGGUUGGGGUGAUCUUGAAACAGCGACAGCCAAUUUGGGCAGUGAUAGCAUGCAUUGUGACAACAUUUUUGGUGUCUAUCCAUUCUUCAUAGCAAAAGGUUCUGAGAAUUGUGAUGCUGAAGGUUUUGAGAUUUUGGCACCAACCACCAGGAGAAAUGCAUUGCGGGUUUUACGAGCUAUGCAGCUUCCUAAACCUGUUCUACUAGAAGGUAGUCCAGGUGUUGGGAAAACUAGUUUGGUAGUUGCCUUGGGAAAAUUUUCUGGUCACAAAGUUGUAAGGAUAAAUUUGUCUGAGCAGACUGAUAUGAUGGACUUGUUGGGAUCAGAUUUACCAGUUGAAAGUGAUGACGGAAUGAAGUUUGCCUGGUCAGAUGGGAUCUUACUGCAGGCUUUGAGAGAAGGUUCUUGGGUUUUGCUUGAUGAACUCAAUCUUGCACCCCAGUCUGUGUUGGAGGGUUUGAAUGCUAUUCUGGAUCAUCGAGCUGAGGUCUUCAUACCAGAGUUGGGCUGUACUUUUAAGUGUCCACCCUCGUUCAGAAUAUUUGCUUGUCAAAAUCCUUCUCAUCAAGGUGGCGGCAGAAAAGGCCUUCCAAAAUCCUUUCUCAACCGUUUCACUAAGGUUUAUGUGGAGGAGUUGGUUGUUGAUGAUUAUCUUUUUAUCUGUAGCUCACUUUAUCCUUCAAUCUGUACAUCUCUGCUUUCAAAACUGAUUUUAUUUAAUAAGCGGAUGCAUGAAGAAACCAUGAUGCAUCGCAAGUUUGCUCUGGAUGGCUCUCCUUGGGAGUUUAAUCUACGAGACGUGCUUCGAUCCUGUCAAAUAAUAAAGGAUACACCCCCACUGUCCAAAGAUUAUUGCUUUCUGGAUGUUGUCUAUGUUCAAAGGAUGCGUACAGAAUCAGACCGAAGAAAAGUCCUACAGUUGUAUGAGCAGAUAUUUGAAAUGAAGCCAUAUAUAAAUCCUCAUCCACGGGUUCAGCUCAAUUCUCAGUUUUUGUAUGUUGGAAAUGCUGCUGUAAGGAGGAGUUGUGUUCAGUCACCUGCACUCCCUAGCAAUGCCCUUCAGAUUUUGCCUGAAAUUCGUCAGAGCUUGGAAGCAGCUGCAUGUUGUGUACAGCAUCAGUGGAUGUGUAUCCUGAUUGGUCCAGCUUCGUCGGGUAAGACCUCAUUGAUCAGGUUACUGGCGCAGCUCACUGGAAAUGUGCUAAAUGAAUUACAUCUGUCAUCCGGGACUGACAUAUCUGAAUUGCUUGGAUGCUUCGAGCAAUACAACGCCUUCCGCAAUUUGCGUUCAGUUAUUACUCAGGUCAAGUUCUGGGUAAAUGAGUUUUGCAGUUUGCAAUUGGAGUUGUCAAACGAAACUUUUUUAUCAAGCAUUAGAGAUGAUUCUGUAUCUAGAUGGUUUGCUUUAUUAUCGAACUUGGACGAGGACUCUGUUUCUUGUUUCACAUCUACUCGUGUGGAGGAGAGAGAGAAAUUUUCAAGCAUUCUCACUUUGUUGGUUAAGAUUAUGAAACAUUUAAAGCUGGUGUUGGAGAACAAUAACUUAUCCGUAAGUUGUUCAAGCAAAGAACUCAUUAAAGCCAUGAAGACAAUUUUCAAGUUGCAAGAAGGAUAUGAGAGACGGACAGCAAAGUUUGAGUGGGUGACAGGAGUACUAAUAAAGGCUGUAGAACGAGGGGAGUGGAUUGUCCUAGAAAAUGCAAAUUGUUGUAAUCCAUCGGUACUUGAUAGGAUCAACUCUUUGGUGGAACCCUCUGGAUCCAUUACACUUAAUGAGUGCGGGGUCAUUGAUGGAAGGCCAGUUGUUUUGCAACCACAUUCUAAUUUUCGUGUGUUCCUCACAGUUAACCCAAGGUUUGGUGAAGUCUCCCGAGCCAUGAGGAACAGAGGAGUUGAAAUAUUUGUGAUGCCACCAUAUUGGCUAAUGAAUGAGAAUUUGAGAAGUCGUGGAAGAAUUGAACUAAAUGAUGUGAAAAGAUUUCUCGUUCUAUCUGGUAUUCCCUUUGCUAAAUUGGUCUGUGCGAUGGCUGAAUCACAUAUGUAUGCUAAAGAGGAAGGAUUACGUUUUAACGUGUGUAUAACAUAUCUUGAGCUUUCACGCUGGGUUCAGUUGUUUCAACAACUUCUCAAGACUGGCAGCCACCCUUUGUGGAGCUUACAAACAAGUUGGGAACAUAUAUAUCUUAGUUCAUUUGGUGACGCCAUUGGUGAAAAUGUUAUCUAUCAUGUGAAAAGUACAUAUUUAUCCGUUAGCGACUUGUGUGAAUCUGGCUCGUCACUGUCUCCAUAUUUGUGUUUGCCUGGAGGAUCGCCCAUGUCUAUGAAGCCCAGGGAUCUUGUGUGGCACUCAAAAGAAUCUUUUGUGAUGAAUAACUGCAUGUACCUAGAGUACCUGGGGGCUAAGUAUGCAUCUUACAAAUUACAUCUAGCCAGGAACAGGUGCUCUGUUUACCAGGAUUCAACUUCCUGUGGAUUUGUAGGGUCUUACUUGAUGGGUAUGAAGAUGAUGUCUGAAACUAUGAUUCAUAAGGCUCCCGGUUGUAAUUCUGUAACCCAUAGGCAAGAUGCCAUUAUUGACCAGGCAUUGGCUAGGGUUGAGAAAAAGCUAUUGUUUGCUGCCAACUGGGCGUUUGAACAGGCUACUGAAAGUGAUGUUAAGCUCUAUCUUCUGUAUUUUAGCUGGUUUCAAUCUCAAUUACAGCCCUUCUGUGACUUCUUUGAUUCCUUGGUGAAGUCGGUUAUGCUCACCAUGGAGCAUCAGAUUUGGAAAUACGCUCACCAUGUGCUUACAUCGCUUCACGAAGAAGAGUUUAAAAAGCAGCUAGAGCCGAUGCUAUAUUUUGAAUUAGUUGAUGUGCCCGAAUCGCAAGAUUCCAUCAAGUUUCUCCACAACGCCAUGUGCUGUAUAAUGCCACUGAGGGUCAGUUAUCAACAGUGGAAUUCUGAGGAAAGCUACUUUUGUGAAAAAGAUAGCUGUUUUAAGGAAGUUCUAAAAUCUUUGCGGAAGUUGGAGGAGCAAUUUCUCAAUAGAUUCUUUGAUUUGUCUCUCAUCAAGUCUCCUUCUUUCGAUGCACUUAUUGGGAUGUACACUGACCUUCUUGAAGAUCACAUAUUAUUUUGGGAUGGUCUUGAGUCAUCUGAAUUUGAGCUUUCGCUCCUUUCCUGGCAUAUGGUACUAAAGGGUGCUACAAAAUUGAAGGAUUUCUGUCCAGAAGCAGUAGAUGGUCUGCUGAAGGAGAGCAACAAUCUGGAAGCUAUCUCUUCUUGGCGAUUUCACUCAGAGAAGUCUUUGCUCUGGAUUCAUGGUGGUCAUCCUAUAUUGCCACGUUCUGCUAAAAUAUUUGAAAAGCAAAUCCUGAUUUCAGAGCUUUGCGAGUCAGUAUGGCCAACAUCACCAAAAUUAUUGGGGCAUGUUGAUGAUCCUAUUGGCUUUGUUUCGUCGGAUAUGCGCUCCCGUGUCCUGGAAGGUGUUUCCAUAACGUCAUGCAUAACUGGAAAAUCUGAUUCUGCUGAGGAUGAUGACCACCUUUUUAUGCAGUUGGAUGCCAUUUAUCAGAAGCUCCUGCAAAUGUUUGAAAAGCAAAGAAUCAAAUCGAAGGAGAUUUCAUCCUCUAGCAAGCGUUUCCCCAGAUCGAAUUCAUCUAUAUGUUGUUCUUAUUCAAAUGAAUCAUUAGGCUACGCAUCUGGGUAUGAUACUUGGCAGGACACUUCUCCCCUUGUUGACAGUACCAGUUUUGCCUUGGAUGUGAAGCUACUUCUGGAGCUAUCACAUGUUCUUUUAACUGAUCCCAAAAGAAUGCAGCAAGUUUUAGCCAAUGAAUCUGGCCAUCUGAAGUAUGCUUUGGAUUUCUCAUUGAACUACUCAUCAAGAGCGCCUCAAGUGUUUUCGCCACAUCAAAAGAUUUUGUGGAUACUGGAUGUGUGGAGUUUGGUGGAUGCAGCACAUGUAAAAAUGGCCAGUUUUGUGCUCGAACUGUGGUUCAGGUGGCAUCAAUCUUUGUGGAACUAUUGCCCUCUUUCAGUUAAGAGUUUCUCAAGCACUGAUGAUUAUAAUAUUCCAGUACCUGAUGUGCUCCUUCAACCUGUGGUAACAGCAACGGUCUUCCAGAUAAUGCAAAGCAGCACGUCUGCUAUUCAGGAUUAUUAUGCAGGUUCUCUAAAGCUUAGAGUUGCAUCAUCUAAUCUUUGGUAUAUCUCACACCCUGGAGUGGAUUUACCUGGUUUUCUACUAUCUACUGCCCACUCGUUGUUCCAGCAGAUUGUAUACGCGCAUGAAAGAUCUUUUGAUGCUGACCACUUUGCUGAAAUUAAGUCUGUAUUUGAGAAAGGAAACUUUCAUCUGGAUUCUCUUCUUUUAAAGUCAAGACACACUGCAAUAAAAGAGCCAAUGGAAAAUUUUAUCCAGCUUCUGGGAUCCCUUAUUUCAGAAUCAAGUCAUCACGGGCUGAAAAACUCUGUGAAUAAGUUUAUCAAGCCACUGCUUCAUAACCUGUAUCUACCGCAUUGCUUAUUGAAAGAUUCUCACUUUAAUCAUGGUUGUGCUUGGUUGCGGCUUGGGAUAUUACGUUUUACACUGCUUUGCUGUGAUGAUAUGGAUCCUGCCAUGAAAUACUAUUACAAGCAUUUACAGAUAGCAGAAAAGAUCUCUUUGCUGAAACUUGAAACUCAGGUGCGUCAAAAAUGUGAUUAUUUGGCUGGGCAUACCGGUCACAGAGAAUCUGAUGAAAAAAGGGUACAGACAUUGAAAAAGCUUGAAGUGGAGCACAAAAAGCUGCAGAGAAAGAUCAUUUUCCGCUCGGACUUUCGGAAAUUUAAGGGGUUAAAACAUGAAUGCGAUAAAUUUCUAGAUCGUGUCACCUCUGAUGUGUUUUUUCAACAUGUUACAAAUGAUAAGGCCUCCAUGAAUUCACAACAGCUUCUUGACCAAGGUUCUAACUGGCAGAAAAUGACAGCUGGUUUUAUUGAACAACUGUUAUCAGAGAAGUAUGUCGAGUACAGUGACUUUGUUCAACCAAUUCUGGUUGCAUUAUAUGAAAUGAAGUUGGGCUUAUCACUGAUUCUUGCUAGUAUAAAGCAAAACCGAAUCUUGAAUAGAGUUCAGCUGGGCAAUACGAAUAUGAUUUUGGGAUCUAUUUAUUCAUUCAUGAGGUUCCCUAGGGUAGCUUCUUCCAAGACCAUUUCUGUCAACAUAAGCACCGGUUCCAGUGAUUUUCCUUCUUUUAAUUUGGAAAUUCCUACAGCCUUCAGUGCUGAGGACAUAGGUCUUCUCGAGAAGUUGCUUACCUUUUCAAGCGAUGUUGGGUCUAAUAAUCGAGUAUCUGCUACACAACUCAAAGGUGCUCUGUAUCAAAACAUUCUUGUGCGUGUCGCCCACUUUGUAACCAAUGCAAGAGUGAUGGAUUGUGAAUCUUUUAAGCUAUUGGAAAAGAUAUUCAGUGAAUCUGCCAAGCAUUGGAUGAGUGCAAUGAUUCACAUGAAAGCCAAACAAGACCAUGCUUCUCAGCAAUACAAGUUUAGGGCUCGUGCCUUUAAGCUCGAGAGUAUAAUUGAACUAAAUAUAUCAUCUCUCGAGAAGUCGUUAGCUAAUGAAAGUUUCUCAGAAUGGAAGGAUUUUCUUGCUGAAGAGGAGGAAGUUUUGAAGGAACAAGGGAACUCAGAGGAAGAACUGAAUUAUAUAGAGGAUGCUUGCGUGAAAGAUGUAGUUGAAAUUCACAAUCAGUUAUUCGGGACAAGUGAUCUAGUCAAAGCGCCGGGUCAUUAUCUCAUCCAAGAUUCGGAUAGAGCGCGUUCGUUCACUGCUUCACAUACACUUGGAGUAGAGAUGCUUAAAGGUUUAGGGUGUUCGUUCCUUGCUAGUGUGGAUGCCAAAUUGGUGCCCGAGAACUUGUUUCGUAUUUGUUUGGAGCAUGAGCAGAUGUUCAGUUCAUCUCACAAAUCAUCCUUCAGAUACAAUUUUUACAAGGAUCCAAAUCCCACAACGAUGUAUGAAAUGGUGGAAGCACUUGUCCCUCUUCAGCAGCGAAUUUAUUCCCUUCUAAAUGAAUAUGAAGAUCAUCCACAGCUUCAGAAAAUAUUGGAUAUAAUUGAAAUGCUUUUGAAGAUUACUUCGCACGCCCCCUUAGCUAAGCCUCUCUCAGGAUUGCAAUAUCUGGUUAGAUGUCUUGAUUCAUUACAAGAUGGCUCAAAGUUCUCUUUUGCUGAUCAAGUGAAGAACCCCAUUUAUGAUGUGGUGAUCUCAUGGAGAAAGUUGGAGUUGGGGUCAUGGCCAGCAUUGCUUGACGAAGUGCAGGAUCAGUUUGAGAUUAAUGCUGGAAAGUUGUGGUUUCCUCUCUACUCAGUUCUUCGGAAGCGAACUUCUCCUGAUUCUGCUGUCUAUAAAUUAUGUACUAUCCAGAGUGUGGAGGAUUUCAUUCGCACAUCCAGCAUAGGUGAAUUUAAAAGAAGACUUCAACUUCUUUUCGCGUUCCUCGGCCAAAUAAAAGCUGGCGUGUGCCUGGAAGUUUACUCAAGUUAUUAUGAAAAGGAAAACGAGGAAAUUUUGUACAAUGCGUUUGGGUAUUACGUGCAAUUCUUACCAAAAAUUCUUGCACACAUAGAAUCUGGUAGAAGUGUAAUUGAGAAGAAACUUAAAGAUCUUCUCAAGCCAUACCACUGGGAGCUUCAUGAGAGUUCUCAGGACACCAGGAACGUUAUUGAGAAGAAACGUGCCAAUCUGAUGUCCAUUGAUACCUGCAAAGCAAAAAGGCAGAAGCUCAGGAAGAUUAUACAGGAGUACGCAGUUCUGCUGGAACAACCUGUUAUUGUCUUCCUUGAGCAAGAUGGUGCUAAAGGAACUGAAACUUGUUCUCAUCCAGGUCAGAGUUCCGUCAUUGAUAAUGUGAACAAAAAGAUUAAGUUGAUGGAUCCUGCUUUUGAUUGGACUGUUAUCAAUGAUGAAGACAGUUGGGUCAAGAAAGCAGAUGCUGCCCUGCACAAAUUACAGUGCGGUACCUUAAUUGAGUUUGGACAUACAGAAUCUGAAGGAAUCCCAAAUCAAUGGAGUGCUGUGUGGGACACACUUCAAAGAAUAAUUAGGAAGGCAAUGGAUUGUUGUGAGUUGUGGAAGGAUGCAAACAAGAGUCAAAAGAAGGCGCGAAGUUUUUCUGACCUUCUAAAUCUAUUAAAAACCAGUGGUUUAUCUAGAGAUGUAUUUACUGAGGAUGAAGUUAAUUCUUGGUGGUUUGUUGAACCAUCAUCCGAUGGUCAGCAUUUGCUGCUAAUGCAGAGUAGACUGCCCCAUCAUUCUGAUACACUUCUUCCAAGCAACUUCCAACGUUCUUCCCAUCAGAAUUUAGUUACAGAAUGGAGGAUGGCCAACACAUACUAUUUCACCAGUGUAGAAUCUGUUCUUUUCACUCAACAACAGGUUGGUAUGCCAGACCCUUAUCUGCAACAGUUCAUCAAAAUACAACAAGAUCAACACCGAGCUGCUAAUAAGUUUACAGAGAAUUUAAGGCGUUUGAAGGAAUGUAUUUCUACUUUUGAAAAUUGUAUUGCUUUUGAUGAUGGAAAUGGUAGCAAGUGCUCUAUUGGUCAAAAUCAACAUGCCACGUUGAGAUGUAUGUGGCAGCAGAAGCAACUGUUUGAUAGUCUGUAUGACAUGACCCAAGAUGAGGUUUUGUUGCUCAAGAUACUUGAGAAUACCCAUUUAAACACAUGUCAUACUAUCAAGAAUGAAGUGAAUGAGUUUGUUGCUUCUGUGGAGAAGUUUAUUCCAGCGCUCCAAAAGUCCAAGGAAUCCUUGGACAAUUAUCUUCUUGGCCCAGAGAGAACAAUUCGACCUUCACAAUCCAUCAUUAUUUCAAAGCAGAUGGAAAAAUUGGUCAUUCAAAAUUUUGAGGUUAUUAGGCAGUUUGAGGCUCAUCUUCUUGCUUGCCAUGUCCAAGAUGUAAAAAGCUCUGUUAAAGAUAUUUUGCUCCAUCAUCUUUUGGAAAUAUGUGAGAAGGUGAAAUUGUUGGAACGUGUAUUUCAUUCAGCGAUGGACAAGAAAAAGGAUUCAAUCAGUGAACAUGAUAUGCAUGAUUACCGUGAGAAAGAUGCUGCAUAUCAGCAAACCCUAAGAAGUACAUUCGAACAUAUUGUGGGAGCAAUGCAGAAAUUGGGUUCAUCAUGUAAUGGGCAGGUUCAUCUGGACAAGUCUUUGGGGCAAAUUACGUCCUGGGAAGAAAUAUUUGACAUAUUUGUUGAAAAUAUGAGCUUGGACCAAUUAUGUAACAAGCUUCUAAGAACAAUUUUUUCUGCGGAAAAGUUGGUGAAUCACAGGGGUGGUGAAUCUAGCAGUCUACUUGUCCGAGUUGAUGCUGAUUUUAAGCAGCUACGUCUGUGUUUGGACAUUAUCUUGGAUUUUGGCCAUGCUUUGUUAAAAGAACUUUUGGCUAUGCGGAGAACUGUAUCUCUAACGACUCAUAUACUCGCGAAUCUUCUGGCUUUAUCUUCAAAUGGUCCCACAAUAUCUCCCGAGGACAAUGUGGAUGAUGCUACCCGUGAUAUUUCUCAAGAACAAGAUGGAACAGGUAUGGGGGAGGGUGUAGGACGGACUGAUGUCAGUGAUCAGAUUACGAAUGAAGACCAGUUGAUUGGGGCACCAGAAAAGCAGCCCAGUGACGAAAAUGAUGCCCCAGGUCAAGCCCCAAGUAAAGAUGAUAAAGGGAUUGAGAUGGAGCAGGAUUUUGACGCUGAGAAAUCCAGUGUCAGUGAUGACUCUGAAGAAGAUACAAAUCCAAAAGAUGAUGAGGAUGAUGAGCAAAUAGAGACUGAAGUCGGACCGACUGGGGAAGAUGGUACAGAUGUUGAUGAGAAACGGGGGAACAAGGAUGAAGAUGAAAAUCUCAAUAAAGCAGAUGAGAAGUAUGAACCUGGGAGUUCAGUUGUUGAUAAAGAUGCUAGCUCUAGGGAGCUUAGAGCUAAGGAAGAUAAUGAUGCUGUUAAUAAACUGGGAGAGCUUGAUGAUGAUGAACUUGAUGAACCGGAGGGUGAAACUGGAAACCAGGAUGACCCUGUGGAGAAUGGAGAUGAGAGGAACCUCGAUAAACAAAAAGAUAUGGAAUGUACAGAAUUAAAUCCUGAUGGUCCUAAUGAUCCUGAUGGGAUGGAUCCAGAUUCUGCUGGAGAAAUGGACAUCGAUGAUCCUGAAGUGCAUGAUGAUGAUGAGAAUAUUAAGCACGAUGACAACCUUGAAUGUCCAACCGAUGAAAACAUGAUAGAAGCAGAGGAAAAUGUAAAAGAAAUAGAUGCAACCUCAGACAUGGAGGACUCUGGUGGAGAUAUGGAAGAUACUGAGAGGAAUUCUGGAAUGAGAAAAGAUGCGUUCGAACCAGGAUUAUCUGACUCCAUCGGUGGUAAUGAGCCUAAUGCAGAAUCUUCAACCCAACCAAAGGGUGACUCAAAGACAUCAGAUGCAGGGGAUGUAGCACCAGAGUCAACCUGGACAACUAGCAAUGAAGUCAAUAAUGAACUCACAUCAAUCAAUGGUUUACCUUCCAGUAAUGCAUCUGAGAUGAAUCUGAUGACCUCUGACUCAUCAAAUAAUGGCAGAAAUGCUGGUGAGCUGCCAAAAGGUCAACAGCCUAAGCAGGAAAUGCCAUCUGUUUGUAAAAGUCAACCAAAUCCUUACCGUAGUAUUGGGGAUGCACUGAAGGAGUGGGAGGAAAGAGUUAGUGUGUCUGUAGAUCUUGAGGUGGGUGAUCUAGAGCCACAGGGUGAUAUAGAGAAUGAAAAUGUGGAAGAGUUUGGAUAUGUUAGGGAGUAUGAAGAGGGGACGGCUCAGGCUUUGGGUCCUGCAACAUCAGAGCAGAUUCACAAGAAUGUUUCUGGUAAUAAGACCAGUGAAGAUGGUAUUUCAACACACAAAGAUGAUUCCGUUGUGAAGGAAAUUGAGAAACAAAUUCAAACAAUCCCUAACAGGAGUUCUGACUCGAUCCUUAAAAAUAAGGUAGAGGAUCCGAGGGAUCUUUCUGGUCCAGAGAAAUCGCCUGGUGAGGGAUCUCAGCGAAAUCAUGAUGAUGAUAAGCCUGAAAGUAUGGUCGAGGAUGUGGUUUCUAUGAAGAAAUCAUAUUUGAGUGAUGACAUACAUCAGCUCAGUAAACUUUCCGUAGAUGACGAUGACAUGGGGAAGGCGCAAGAUCUUGGCGAGGUUUCUGAUGAAGCUACAAAGAAUGCUACUGCUCUCUGGAGUAGAUAUGAGAGGGUCACAACAAGGUUGUCCCAAGAGUUGGCUGAACAAUUGCGUCUAGUCAUGGAACCUACAGUGGCCAGCAAGCUUGAAGGGGAUUAUAAGACUGGGAAACGGAUUAACAUGAAGAAGGUGAUUCCCUACAUAGCAAGUGAGUACCAGAAAGAUAAAAUAUGGCUGAGACGGACCCGCCCUAAUAAACGUGAUUAUCAAGUUGUCAUUGCUGUUGAUGAUUCCCGCAGCAUGUCUGAGAGUUGCUGUGGGGAUGUUGCUAUCGAAGCUCUGGUGACAGUUUGUCGUGCAAUGUCACAACUGGAAAUGGGCAACCUUGCUGUUGCAAGCUUUGGAAAGAAAGGCAACAUAAGGUUGCUGCAUGACUUUGAUCAGCCCUUUAAUGGAGAUGCUGGAGUUAAGAUGAUCUCUGGUUUCUCAUUCAAGCAAGAAAAUACUAUUCUUGAUGAACCAGUUGUUGAUUUGUUGAAGUUUGUGAACAACAAGCUAGAUACAGCUGUUGCAAGAUCAAGACUCCCCUCUGGACGAAAUCCACUACAACAGCUUGUUUUGAUAAUUGCAGAUGGUCAUUUACACGAGAAGUUAAAACUUCACCUGUGCAGGAGAGGUUGAAAAGUUGUCGUUAGGGAUGCCUUGGCUAAGAACCGCAUGGUUGCAUUUCUGCUUGUUGAUAACCCACAAAACCCACAGAACUCGGUCAUGAACAUCCUCGAAACAUGUUACGAGGGUGGGGAGGUCAAGUUUACAAAGUACAUGGAGUCUUUCCCCUUCCCAUACUACAUUGUAUUGAGGAAUAUUGAAGCACUGCCUCGGACUCUUGCUGAUUUACUGAGACAGUGGUUUGAGCUCAUGCAGCAGAGAAGGGACUGAGAUCCAAGCAACGCGACUGCGAUCCUUGUUAAUCAACGAAAACGAAGAUUUUGUAUAGUAGAUGAUGAUACCUUGGUGUAUGUGAAACACCUACCAAAGAAAUACUUGUACAGGAAACUAUAUCAUUUACCAUCUUAUCAUCAAUGAAUAUUAGCACUAGUCUUGUCUUCCUCCCGUUUUACUACAUUCUUUUACAGUUUUACCUCCCUACACCACCUUUCUCAGCCCACACGAAUGUCUUUUAUAUUUAUAAAAUAUAUUUUAUUUUGUUG